AUGCGCCCUCUUCCGCAGAGGGUCUGUAUCUACUGUAGACUACCUCGUCGCUCUUUUGCCUCCGCCGUACGUCCUCCGAGCGCUCCGAAACCGACCCCGGACGUCAAGCAUAUCCGCGAGAAUGCCGAGCUCUAUGCUCAGAACUGUCGCAACCGGAACUAUCCCGCGCAUGCGGAAUACCCCUCCAAAAUACAGCAAUUGACCGAUGAAUCUCGAGAUAUAAACUCACACCUUGUGCCCGUCCGUUCACGAAUAAAAACCCUCGAGAAAACGAUUGGAAGACUCCGCAACCCGGCCGCGGACGCGAGAGAAAAAGAGCAGGAGCCCGCCCUUCGCGCCGAGGCGGAGCAGCUGAGAAAUGAAACUUCCGCCUUAUCAAACCGCAAGGACUCCUGCGAUGAACAGAUACACGACCUCGCCCUCUCACUACCGAACCUUACCUCCGUCCAUACACCCGUCGGCUUGGAGCCAGCCCUCGUGGAGUACCUCAACUUCGACCCUCAAUCCCCGCCUUCAUGGGUCAAUGAGUCUGACAGCUCACGCUCGCAUGUAUCUAUUGGCGAUGAGCUCGGUCUCAUUGACUUUAGCAGCGCUGCAACUACCACCGGGUGGGGCUGGUAUUUCCUCACCGGCGAUGGUGCCCUCCUAGAACAAGCCCUAAUCCAAUAUUCCCUGUCCGUUGCGCGCCGCCACGGCUGGAACCCGGUAUCACCACCGUCAGUCGUCUGGUCCUACCUCACCGAAGCUUGUGGCUUCCAACCCCGCGACCAGAACAGCGAGCAACAAAUCUGGGCGAUCGAGCAAGCUGAGAAGGACAAGGCGAAGCCACCACGAUCUCUCGCUGCGACAGCCGAGAUCCCUUUGGCUGGCAUGUACGCCAACCGUGAUAUUGAUCCGUCUGCCCUUCCAAUUAAGCUAGUGGGCCCUAGUCGCUGCUAUCGCGCCGAGGCUGGCUCUCGAGGCGUAGACACCAAGGGCCUGUACCGCGUCCACGAAUUUACCAAGGUUGAGAUGUUUGGCUGGGCUGACAACUCCCCCAAAUCGACUUCACCAACAUCAGACGACCUCUUUGAGGAUCUCCUCACAAUACAAAAGGAGAUCCUGACCUCCCUUCAACUUCCCUGCCGCAUCUUGGAAAUGCCCACCUCAGACCUCGGAGCCAGCGCUACCCGGAAACGCGAUAUUGAGGCCCUAUUCCCGUCUCGUAUGCGUGGUAAUGGUCUCGAAGACGCUUGGGGUGAAGUGACUUCCGCCUCCAUCUGCACAGACUACCAAUCGCGACGAUUGGGAACUCGCGUGCGCGGAGAGAAAAACCGCUUCCCGCACACCGUCAACGGUACCGCAAUGGCUGUGCCGAGAGUUCUGGCCGCUAUCCUGGAGAACGGAUGGAACGCGAAACAGAAGGUAGUCGUCCUACCUGAAGUCUUGCGACCCUUCAUGGGAGGUCAAGAAGUUAUUGGGAAAUAA
Messenger RNA from Aspergillus mulundensis, 1467 nucleotides. RefSeq names its product putative serine--tRNA ligase DIA4. Gene Ontology annotation, molecular function: tRNA binding; ATP binding; serine-tRNA ligase activity. The coding region runs from base 1 to 1467 and encodes 488 amino acids. Gene Ontology annotation, biological process: mitochondrial seryl-tRNA aminoacylation. The transcript has a single exon. Lineage: Eukaryota; Fungi; Ascomycota; Eurotiomycetes; Eurotiales; Aspergillaceae. Gene Ontology annotation, cellular component: mitochondrion. The record is from RefSeq and is a predicted model, not a curated record.